AGCUGGGAGCACCCCCUGACCUCGGCCGUUGUCGUGCAGGUGUUAAGCCCCACUUACAAGCAGAGAAAUGAAGACUUCAGAAAGCUCUUUAAGCAGCUUCCAGACUCGGAGCGCCUCAUUGUGGACUACUCCUGUGCACUCCAAAGAGACAUUCUCCUUCAGGGCCGACUCUACCUCUCGGAAAACUGGAUCUGCUUCUACAGCAACAUCUUCCGCUGGGAAACUCUGCUGACUGUCCGUUUAAAAGACAUCUGCUCCAUGACUAAAGAGAAGACAGCUCGCCUCAUCCCCAACGCCAUCCAAGUUUGCACUGACUCAGAAAAGCACUUCUUCACUUCGUUCGGGGCCCGGGACAGGACGUACAUGAUGAUGUUCCGGCUGUGGCAGAACGCGCUCCUCGAGAAGCCGCUGUGCCCCAAGGAGCUCUGGCACUUCGUCCACCAGUGCUACGGGAGCGAGCUGGGCCUGACCAGCGACGACGAGGACUACGUGCCCCCCAGUGACGACUUCAACACGAUGGG
Myotis lucifugus (little brown bat) is the source of this 521-nucleotide messenger RNA. RefSeq names its product GRAM domain-containing protein 1B-like. The annotation marks the transcript as partial. The record is from RefSeq and is a predicted model, not a curated record. Gene Ontology annotation, molecular function: sterol transfer activity; sterol binding. Gene Ontology annotation, biological process: intracellular sterol transport. Gene Ontology annotation, cellular component: plasma membrane; endoplasmic reticulum-plasma membrane contact site; endoplasmic reticulum membrane. The transcript is spliced from 5 exons. Lineage: Eukaryota; Metazoa; Chordata; Mammalia; Chiroptera; Vespertilionidae.